CUCUUUAUGGAUUAUCAGUUUCCUAACUGAAUUCAAAGCAGUCGCAUCGACGAUUUCAUUGACGUUAUCAUUUAUUCAGUUAUUCUGUUUACAUAUUUCUCUGUCACAAUGUAUCGUUUUGUCGCUCUUUUUGCUUUGGUUGCUGUAUCCCAAGCCGCCUACACUCUGAACCCAGCAGGCCCAACUUACGCAGGUAUUCACACUCCGGCCAUUACCAGCCAGCAGUCUAAUAUCCUACGCAGUUAUGGAAACUUGGGACAGAUCUCGACCUACUCGAAGACCAUCGAUACUCCCUACUCUUCAGUCAGCAAAUCCGAUGUGCGAGUAAGCAAUCCAGGACUGGCGGUUGGCCAUAUCGCCGCUUCUUAUCCACAUGCAAUCGCUGCUCCUGCUUAUGGUCAUGUCGGUUAUGCUGCUACGGCACUUAAGAAUCCGGCACUACUGGGCGUUGCAUAUUCCGCUGCUCCAGCCGUUGCGCACAUGACUUACAGCAAUGGCCUCGGCAUUAACUAUGCCUGGUAAACAUUGUUUUGGUCGAACUAAAACCAUGUUUAUCACCACCAUCGAUGCUAGUGAAAAACAAACGUUCAUCCUACAAAUGCAAAUGCAACACGGCCAAUGAAACAAAAAGUCAUAGUCAACACAGUCAAACAAUAAAUAAUAAUUUAUAUUCGAAA
This is a messenger RNA of Anopheles arabiensis, 677 nucleotides long. RefSeq names its product cuticle protein 67-like. Lineage: Eukaryota; Metazoa; Arthropoda; Insecta; Diptera; Culicidae. Bases 109 to 522 code for a protein of 137 amino acids. The record is from RefSeq and is a predicted model, not a curated record. The transcript is spliced from 2 exons.